Calidris pugnax (ruff) is the source of this 2013-nucleotide messenger RNA. It is a transcript of the gene TRIL, whose product is annotated as TLR4 interactor with leucine-rich repeats. Bases 244 to 2013 code for a protein of 589 amino acids. The record is from RefSeq and is a predicted model, not a curated record. Gene Ontology annotation, cellular component: plasma membrane; postsynaptic density membrane; glutamatergic synapse. Gene Ontology annotation, molecular function: cell-cell adhesion mediator activity. Lineage: Eukaryota; Metazoa; Chordata; Aves; Charadriiformes; Scolopacidae. Gene Ontology annotation, biological process: modulation of chemical synaptic transmission; synaptic membrane adhesion; regulation of axonogenesis. The transcript is spliced from 3 exons.
CCCGGGCGGCGGCAACCAGCAGCCCUUCCCGGCCGCUCCGCGACCCCCGGCCGGCUCGGGAGAGCCCAUGGUGCCGGCCACCGCGACCUGCAGCCGCCGCCGCGCCAGCCCGCCCGGCGCGGAGCUCAGUCCGGCGCGGAGCAGAGGAAGGGCCGAUUAGCAGCCGCGGAGGAGGCGGGGUGGAGGGGGGAUGCCGGCGGGACACAAAGCCGGCGGGGGAAGCAGCCCACGGCUCGUCCCGGGAUGGGGGCGCCGCGCCGGGUCCGCCUGAUGGUGCUGCCGCGGGUGCUGUGGGGCUCCGUCCCCCUCUUCCUCCUGCUGCUGCCGGCGGCCGAGCCCAUCUGCCCCGAGCCGUGCGACUGCCAGCAGCACCAGCACCUCCUCUGCACCAACCGGGGCCUGCGCUCCGUGCCCAAGGCUGCCGAGCCCCAGGAUAUCCUCACCUACAGCCUCGGGGGCAACUUCAUCGCCAACAUCUCCGCCUUCGACUUCCACCGCCUGGCAGGGCUCCAGCGCCUGGACCUGCAGUACAACCGCAUCCGCUCGCUGCAUCCCAAGGCCUUCGAGCGCCUGGGGCGGCUGGAGGAGCUCUACCUGGGCAACAACCUGCUGCCGGCGCUGGUCCCCGGCACCCUCAGCGCCCUGGCCAAGCUGCGCAUCCUCUAUGUGAACGCCAACGAGAUCGGCCGCCUCAGCGCCGCCUCCUUCUCCGGCCUCAGCAGCCUCGUCAAGCUGCGCCUGGAUGGCAAUGAACUGGGCUCGCUGGGCGACUCCACUUUCUCAGGGCUGCCGAACUUACUCUACCUGCAUCUGGAGUCCAACCGCAUCCGCUGGCUGAGCCGUGGUGCCUUCACCGGCCUGGCUAAGCUGCGCUUCCUCGACCUCUCAGGGAACCAGCAGAACACCCUUCGCCACCCGGACAUCUUCGGGCCACUGCGCUCCCUUCACACCCUGCUGCUGGCCAGCAACAGCCUGCAGCAGCUGACAGGGGGGCUCUUCCAGCACCUGCCCGGCUUGGUGAAGCUCUCGCUCAGUGGAAACCGCUUGGCUCACCUGGCCCCAGAUGCCUUCACCGGGCUGGGCUCACUGAAGGAGUUGCGCCUGGAGGGCAACCUGCUGAGCCACCUGCCCCCUGCCCUCCUGGAGCCGCUCAGCAGCCUGGAGGCACUGGAUCUGAGCCGCAACGCCCUGACCGCCCUACACCCCGCCACCUUUGGCCACCUCGGCCACUUGCGGGAGCUCAGCCUGCGGGACAACGCGCUGGCCACCCUCCCUGGCGAGCUCUUUGCCUCCAGCCCCGCUCUCUACCGCCUGGAGCUGGAGGGGAACGCCUGGAGCUGCGACUGCCGCCUGCGCGGCCUCAAGCAGUGGCUGGGGGCCUGGCACUCCCAGGGCCGCCUGCUCACCGUCUUCGUGCAGUGCCGCCUGCCGCCCGCCCUGGCCGGCAAGUACCUCGACUACCUGCAGGAUGCCCAGCUCCCGCCGCCGCAAGACGGCGGCCCCUGCCACGACGGUGCCUCUCCCUCCUCCUCCUCCUCCCCCCCGCCAGCAGCGGAGGAGCAGCGCCGGCCGCCGCCGGCCGCCGAGGGACUCGGCACCCGCGGCCCCGACCAGCAGCUCCUCACCCUGGUGCUGCUGGCGGUGAACGCCCUGCUGCUCUUCGCGGCCCUGGCCGCCUGGGCCUCCCGCCUGCUGCGGAAGAAGGUGCUGGGGCGGCGGCGGCGGAAAGCGGCCCCCGUCCACGUCCGGCAGCUCUAUUCGACGCGCCGGCCCCUCCGCUCCAUGGGCACCGGCGUCUCCGCCGACUUCUCGGGCUUCCAGUCCCACCGCCCGCCCCGCGGCGCCGCCGCCUGCGCCCUCAGCGAAGCCGACCUCAUCGAGUUCCCCUGCGAGCGCUUCAUGGACAGCGGCGGCGGCAGCGCCCGCCACGGCGACGACCACCUGCUGCAGCUUAUAAAACGUCAGGAUUAUGGCAACUGGGUCAUCACAGCAGAGCUGCUGAAACUGAUGUAA